This is a messenger RNA of Trichosporon asahii var. asahii CBS 2479, 663 nucleotides long. RefSeq lists its product as uncharacterized. NCBI's taxonomy places the organism in Eukaryota, Fungi, Basidiomycota, Tremellomycetes, Trichosporonales, Trichosporonaceae. Bases 1 to 663 code for a protein of 220 amino acids. The record is from RefSeq and is a predicted model, not a curated record. The transcript is spliced from 2 exons.
AUGUCCACCAAGGCUGACGAUACCCCAACGCAAGACGAGACCUGGAAAGACGGUGACUUUGAGGUGAUCUCGAGCGACAAUGUCAAGUUCUGCAUCCCGACGCAUCUUCUGCAGACCGCGUCCGGCGAGAAGCGCAUCGAGCUUGACGCGAGCGCUGCAACGAUCACUGCACUUCUAAGAAUAACAAGCAAGGGCUUUCUUUCGUUCGAUGAACCGCCAUCGACACGCAAGUACCGCGAGAUCGUGGACCUUGUCAACUUUGUUCGCAAGUACGACUGUGAAGCGGCAGGCAACUUUCUGCUGUUUGCCGCCCGGACGGCGCCCGACCACACCCGAGACCAGGCCGUGAUCCGCCUCCUCAUCCUAGUCUUCAUGGACGACAAGUACCUGUGUGCUGAGCUUUUCGACAAGUACUCCCAGCGGUUUGAGUGGCUUCAGGGUGAUGCCUCCUCCGUCUUCAGAGGCUCGCCAUAUGGCCUGUUCGCUGUGAUUCCCUUCCGAUACUUUUGGGCGAUGGUGGCUGCGAACGUCACAGACCCCGACGAUCUUCCCAUUGAGUAUAUGGGAAAGCGCAAAGCCGGCCUUAGUUCUCCUGGGAGCCGCUUCCUGCACUACAUGGCCAUCGCUGAGAAACGAGACGACCUUGCAGCAGGCGCAAUCUGA